Dibothriocephalus latus is the source of this 267-nucleotide messenger RNA. The record is from the annotation of a GenBank genome assembly. NCBI's taxonomy places the organism in Eukaryota, Metazoa, Platyhelminthes, Cestoda, Diphyllobothriidea, Diphyllobothriidae.
AUGGGUUCACCGCUAUCGGGUUUCCUUGCUGGGGCAGUCCUUCAAAAGUUAAAGUCAUUGGUUUUUACAAAAUAUAGACCAGUAUUUUGGGUUCGGUAUGUAGACGAUACCUUCGCCAUCCUCAAGAGUGAAAUGGUUUCUGAAGUUCUCACGAUUCUGAACUCUGUGUUUGCCGGUAUUCACUUCACAAUGGAGGCUGAGGUCUACAAUCAACUUGCGUUCUUAGACGUCUUCGUCCACCGUGAGACUGACGGAAACCUAAAGUAG